AUGCGUUUUCAUAUGAAACAUCAUUUUGGUUCACUCUGUAUUGGAGGAACUGUCUCCUCUUAUGUGGGAUUUUUUAAUUUGGAGCCAACUGGUGAAAUUGUGUUAUUGGGAAGUUUAAAAGUAAUCGAAAAUGCAAUAUCUCCAACACCAUCAUCACUUGAUGAAGAAAGCUCGUCCAAGAAGCUGCUUCCAUCGGCCUUGUUCUUUUUCAUUGGGGGGUUAAUCGUGCUCCUAAUCUUGCUGAUCAUUUUAUUUCUCUUCUGGAAAUUUAUCAGACCAGCACAGCUUAGAAAGUCGAAGAAGUGUGAAAACAGCUGCAAAGCUAGCUUUUGUCUUGUGGUUUUAAAAGUUCAUUUCGGUGGGAAUCUUUGGACAAUAAGCUAUUUUAGAUUCAAAGCAUUGAAGAAGGCGACUAAGAACUUCCAUGAAUGUAAUCUUCUUGGAAAAGGUGGAUUUGGGCCAGUCUAUCUGGGUAAAUUACAAGACGGGAGACGAGUUGCUGUGAAGAAAUUGUCUCUAGAUAAAUCACAAGGAGAGGCAGAGUUCCUUGCAGAGGUGAGGAUAAUCACUAGCAUACAACACAAGAACCUUGUCCGCCUUCUUGGUUGCUGUUCCGAGGGACCUCAGAGGCUACUUGUGUAUGAAUACAUGAAGAACAGGAGUCUGGAUCUCAUUAUAUAUGGCAAAAAUGAUCAGUACCUGAACUGGAGCACUCGGUUCCAAAUAAUUUUGGGUAUUGCUCGGGGAUUGCAGUACCUACACGAAGACUCACACACCAGGAUUGUGCACAGUGAUAUCAAAGCCAGCAACAUUCUUCUAACUGGCAACUUUCAACCACGAAUUGGAGACUUUGGCUUGGCGAGGUUCUUCCCUGAGGAUGAAGCUUAUCUCAGCACUGCAUUUGCUGGAACAUUAGGAUAUACUGCCCCUGAAUAUGCCAUUAAAGGAGAACUAUCCGAAAAGGCCGACAUUUACAGUUUCGGAGUUCUGGUGCUUGAAAUCAUUAGCUGCAGGAAAAAUACCGAUCUUACUUUACCAUCAGAAAUGCAAUACCUUCCUGAAUAUGCAUGGAAGCUGUACGAAAGAUCAAAGAUGAUCGAUCUCAUAGAUCCAAGAAUGCAGAAUGAUGGUUUUGUGGAGAAAGAAGUAAUGCAAACAAUUCUCGUGGCUCUAUUAUGUCUUCAGCCUCAAGCAAAGGUAAGGCCACCUAUGUCAGAGAUCGUAGCGAUGUUGACAUGGAAGGUCGAAAUGGUCAAAUCACCAAUAAAACCGACAUUCUUGGAUGGGCGAAAACGAAUGAAGGAUGAUGAGAAGGUAUCUUGGGAAGCCAUCUCAGAUUAUUUCUCUUCUUUCAUAAGUGAAUCAAUCAUCUUGACUCAACCUCCAAACUCUGGAGAUUUCAAUGUCAACCAAAGCUCUUCAGCAAAACCAACGAAAGAUUUCCGGCGACAGAAAUCCGCCGGUAAAAUAAAGCAUCCGCCGGUAAACUCGACGGAAAAUGAAUCACCGGCGCCCUCUUUUCCGGCGGACAAAUCCGCUGGAAAGUAUUACUUCCGGCAGAUUUGUCCGCCGGAAAAGAGGGCCUUUUUGGUUGAUAUCAUGAAUACAAAUUAUCCAUUUCUAAAAGAUUUAUAUGGUAUCAAAGCAGCAAACUCAUCUCAUACUAGUUCUUUUUCCUUCUUAUCAAUCACCAUGUCUAACGAUACUUUGGUCUCCAACGCCAAAACGGAACCUUAUGGCAUUCACCACUCUGAUAGCCCAUCCACCAUUCUCGUUUCUCCUCUAUUAACCCAGGAGAACUAUGGAUCUUGGAGUCGUGCAAUCACCAUGGCGCUUGGAGCUAAAACAAGCUGGGUCUCAUUAAUGGUUCUCUUCCAAUUAAAAGAAAAGGAAGAGAUCCACUAUUGCGAACGCUGUAAUGAUUUGGGACAUUGUGACAAUUUCUCGACGAUUCGUAGGCAAAUCCUUUUGAUGACACCUUUUCCAUCUAUUCAGUUGAUCUAUAAUAUGGUUUGUCAAGAAGAAAACAACAAGAAAUAA
Cynara cardunculus var. scolymus (artichoke) is the source of this 2040-nucleotide messenger RNA. Its product is annotated as cysteine-rich receptor-like protein kinase 42. The transcript has 10 exons. Lineage: Eukaryota; Viridiplantae; Streptophyta; Magnoliopsida; Asterales; Asteraceae. Gene Ontology annotation, molecular function: protein kinase activity; ATP binding. The record is from RefSeq and is a predicted model, not a curated record. Gene Ontology annotation, biological process: protein phosphorylation. Bases 1 to 2040 code for a protein of 679 amino acids.